AAACAUUCGGUCGGGGCGACCUUUCUAACAUGGAGGAACAAGGAAAAAGGAGCUGCAAAAACACACGAAGGAAUCACUUCAAGUGACGAAUGAAGCGAAACGCUCGCUGCGUGCCCCAUGCUCGGAACGUUCCAGGGGUUUCCUGUCGUGCUGUAGUUUACUCACUCGCGACAAGGUACGAUUAACGCAGGUCUGACGAAGCCGGCGAUCAAGCAACCGUGCGCGUACGCCACAAGCGAAAAAAGUGCUGUUUAAAGCAAUAAAAAAAAAAGCGUUGGCCACUGAUAAGGAGGCCGGCCGCAACACUGCAAGCGAACAUCCCGCGCCAACAAACAACAACACACCGGUGGCGACGAAAUCCCAAGUGCCCAAUAGGGGAGAGAUCUUGAUUGUGAUGGCUCGAGAAGGUUAGAUGAAUAAGCGACCGGCACAACCCAGCCAAAAGACACAUUGUUGUGGGCCGUCGGGACGGGAAUGGGGCAACCCCUUCUGGCUGCUAGCGACGAUCCCCUACCGGAGCUUAAGCGAAGCCGCAACGAAUCUCAAGAAGCCCGUCAGACCGUGCUGAGUUUGCUGAUAAGAAGGACACACACACACACACACAGCAUCGUUAAGCGUGUAGGCAAAUAAGGCUAGCUAGCGGAGCCGAAGACUGUGCGUGUGGCACCCGACGGGGACAAGUGUAAUCGACCGCCCAUUCUCAGCCGUAUCUCGCCCGAUCAGCCCAAUGGUGAUCAUCUCUGCCGCUUCAACAGCCAGGUUCCGAGCGAUGCAACGGUAGUGCAAAUACUAGUCCCGUGUUCGCUGUGUGCAGUGCUGCCAUCGCUACCGAUACCAGCCGGACAAGAAUAGUGCGCCCGAUCAUUUCACAACCGGACGAAGGACACCCUGUUGCUCGGUGGUGGUGGUGCUUUUGUUUGCCGUGCCGUACUUCCGAUUAGCUUCCCGGGCCAUUCCCGUGGUGCGUUGGGCAGCAGCCUGCACUGUCAACUCGGUGGAAAUCUGUGGUUCACCGGCCCCCGUCCCCUACUGUCGUGCCAAUGUUACUAACGCAGCUCGAGAUUGCAGUCGGAAAUCCAACGCUCAAGCGGAAGUACAGUGGGGAUUACGGUGCGCUCAAGAGAAAGAUGGAAGCCAUCAACUGGAACAAGAUCAUGUACAUCGCGCAGGAGGAAAAGCUCAUAUACUUCGAUCAGAAAACGUACCGCCUGCCGGAAGCGAUAGUGACGAUGUACGCCGAUCGGGUGCUGCAUCUCGAUCUGAGCCACAACAAGCUGUCGGCCUUCGAUGCGCUGGAACGGUUCCCGUUUCUGGUGGAGCUUGUGCUGGACAAUAACUACCUCACGGACGAGAUUAUCUUCCCCGCACAGCUCAACAAUGUGAAGCUGCUUUCGCUGAACAACAACAAGUUCAAAAAUUUGGAUCUACUGCUGACGAAGCUUUCGCUGUGCUUUCCGGAGCUUGAAUAUCUGAGCCUGCUCGGCAAUCCGGCCUGCCCGUGCCAUCUGCUCAACCUGAAGUACACCGAGUACGACUACCAGAAGUAUAGACUGUACAUCAUCCGACACCUGCCCAAGCUGCGCAUCCUAGACGGCCAGCGGGUGAAGAAGAUGGAGCGCGACUUUGUGCGCUGCCAGCUGGAGAACUACGGCGAAACGCUGGACAACGAUCCGAACGCCGUGUCCGGCACGGCCAAGCAGCAGCAGCGUCAAACCGCCCGCAAAAGCAACACCCUGAAGCAUCUCUACACGACCGUCAGCAGUGGGCUGGGGCUGCGCCGGAAAACGGCACCGGUCUACAGCCCGCUGCCGGAAACGUUGCGCGAGGUCGGCGAUCAUCGCGGAGCGUACGGACGGUGCCGUUACCGGUACGUUGGCGCACAGUCGGAGGGAAACCGGUUCAUACUCAACAAUGACUUAUGAUGAGUAGCGCGAGCGAUGGCGCUUGCCUUUUAUUACAUGUGUGUGCUUAAUGCUUUGCAGAGGAAAGAGAGAAAACAUAUCAUUUUAAAUGGAAUUCAUACAUCAAAA
Anopheles stephensi (Asian malaria mosquito) is the source of this 2030-nucleotide messenger RNA. Its product is annotated as leucine-rich melanocyte differentiation-associated protein-like. NCBI's taxonomy places the organism in Eukaryota, Metazoa, Arthropoda, Insecta, Diptera, Culicidae. Bases 1041 to 1922 code for a protein of 293 amino acids. Gene Ontology annotation, biological process: melanocyte differentiation. The record is from RefSeq and is a predicted model, not a curated record. The transcript is spliced from 4 exons.